AUGGCACAGAGGGCCGCACUCAAUCCUGUAACAGCACAGAGGGCCACACUCAAUCCUGUAACAGCACAGAGGGCCGCACUCAAUCCUGUAACAGCACAGAGGGCCGCACUCAAUCCUGAAGUAGUAGACAUUGUAACAGCACAGAGGGCCGCACUCAAUCCUGAAGUAGUAGACAUUGUAACAGCACAGAGGGCCGCACUCAAUCCUGUAACAGCACAGAGGGCCGCACUCAAUCCUGUAACAGCACAGAGGGCCGCACUCAAUCCUGAAGUAGUAGACAUUGUAACGGCACAGAGGGCCGCACUCAAUCCUGUAACAGCACAGAGGGCCGCACUCAAUCCUGAAGUAGUAGACAUUGUAACAGCACAGAGGGCCGCACUCAAUCCUGAAGUAGUAGACAUUGUAACAGCACAGAGGGCCACACUCAAUCCUGUAACAGCACAGAGGGCCGCACUCAAUCCUGUAACAGCACAGAGGGCCGCACUCAAUCCUGUAACAGCACAGAGGGCCGCACUCAAUCCUGAAGUAGUAGACAUUGUAACAGCACAGAGGGCCGCACUCAAUCCUGAAGUAGUAGACAUUGUAACAGCACAGAGGGCCGCACUCAAUCCUGUAACAGCACAGAGGGCCACACUCAAUCCUGUAACAGCACAGAGGGCCGCACUCAAUCCUGAAGUAGUAGACAUUGUAACGGCACAGAGGGCUGCACUCAAUCCUGUAACAGCACAGAGGGCCGCACUCAAUCCUGAAGUAGUAGACAUUGUAACGGCACAGAGGGCCGCACUCAAUCCUGUAACAGCACAGAGGGCCGCACUCAAUCCUGAAGUAGUAGACAUUGUAACAGCACAGAGGGCCGCACUCAAUCCUGAAGUAGUAGUCUGUGGUAACAGCACAGAGGGCCGCACUCAAUCCUGUAACAGCACAGAGGGCUGCACUCAAUCCUGA
Gigantopelta aegis is the source of this 945-nucleotide messenger RNA. RefSeq names its product M protein, serotype 24-like. Bases 1 to 945 code for a protein of 314 amino acids. The record is from RefSeq and is a predicted model, not a curated record. The transcript has a single exon. NCBI's taxonomy places the organism in Eukaryota, Metazoa, Mollusca, Gastropoda, Neomphalida, Peltospiridae.